GUCCUCAGACAUCCUGGACACUUGCGUCUGUGGGACUAGGUGAGAGGACAGAGAGCUGAGACCUGGUUGUCUACGGAAACUUUCCAGUUGCUGGAAAGAGGAUUUGUUGAAACUUGCACCUCGGACCACAGUUUUCAAUGUCUAGACCCUGAAGAGGAUACAGAAGAUCUCAGAACAGGACACCUUUCCACAGUGUGGCACCUCAGUUCUCAAAGGGCUCAGGGAAGCUGUACAAGAAGGUCUGCAUAUCCCUUGUGAUCACUGAUAUCUCAGAGCUAGACGUCUCCCAUGGCCCCUCAUCACAUCCGACAGUACCAGGAGAGGGACCACAAAAGGGUCCUGGAAUUAUUCUCCAGUGGCAUGAAGGAGCAUGUCCCUGCUGCCUUCCGCCAGAUGCUGACACUGCCUCAUUCUCUCCUGCUCUUACCUGGGGUGCCUGUGACCACAGUCCUGGUGUCUGGCUCCUGGCUCCUGGCCACAGUAUACAGCUUCCUGUUUCUCCUUUGUCUGCGGGUCCUUUUCUGGCUUUCUUGUAGACAUGAUGUUGCCAAGUGUUUGCAGGCAGACCUGGCUGACAUCACCAAGUCUUACCUGAAUGCUCAUGGCUCCUUCUGGGUAGCUGAGUCUGGGGGACAGGUGGUGGGCAUGGUGGGGGCUGUGCCAGUCAAGGAUCCUCCAUUAGGGAGGAAGCAGCUGCAGCUCCUUCGCCUGUCUGUGUCCUCACAGCAUCGAGGACAGGGGAUAGCGAAAGCACUGGUCAGAACUGUCCUCCAGUUUGCUCGGGACCAGGGCUACAGUGAUGUUGUCCUUAAGGUUGGCAGUGUACAGUAUAGCGCUCUGGCUCUCUACCAGGCCAUGGGCUUCCAGAAGACAGGCCAGUACUUUAUCAGCAUAACCAAGAGGUUAAUGGGCCUUUCUAUUCUUCAUUUCACUUACUCUCUCCAUUUUGCUUGGGAACCAGAGAUGUGAUCUUUUUAUUCUUUAUUUGUCUGGGAGGCUCCAAUUCACUGUGCUGUAGGAACAAACUAACCCUGGCAGUUUACUGCCACCAAUCCCAAUGGCUCCCUUUCUACUCCUUUCCCAUGCAGCCCUGCUCGUGGAGACCUGUGGGUGUUUGCUCCCUGCUCCAUUCUGCCUUUUUACAUGUCUCCAUUUCGUCUUUCUAGUGCCGUGAUAAGGUAGCACAAAACCCAACUGAGUUGAUCCUGCACACAUUUCACUUAGCAGUCUGUUAGCUGUCAGUUUCAGGUAGGUGAUCUCAAGACCUCAAGGCAAGCAACCUCGCUGAGCAGAAGUUCCAGCAGCUCACACAGGAUUUAGGAUCUUUGCAGAGAAGCUAAAGUGAACUCAGAACCAAGGCUUUUCUGACACAUUGAACUUGUCGAUUACGAAAAUAUCUAAGACUGUGUAGAGAUGGAGCCUGCACCUGUAGAGGCAAGCACAGUCCCAGGCCAGGGUGGGUGCCCCGUAAGAGCUGGAGCAACAAAACAUGGCACUUACUACUAAGUCACCAUUGUGCUGAGGGAAGAAGUGGACCUCUGAUGCAGUGAGAGUAAUUUAAAUGGCUUCUCCUGGCUGGAGUGGUCUCUCCUGCCGUAUUUGGUCCCAGUCUUAUGAGAAAACACAAUUAAAUGGAUGCCUAGCAUGAAACAUUCUUGGGCUUUCAGGAAGAGAAUAUGAGUUUAGGAAUUUUCAUGAAUAUGUACCCCUAGAGAAACACCCCAUGACCAACUGGCACUUGCUUGGGUUGAUAGCAGUGGGCUCCCAGUGCUCCUGGUUUUCCUUUGUAAAAUGUUAAAAUGGCAGCUCAGGAGUUGGAACAGCAUUGUAGCAUGUAGAAAGGCAGUCUGAGAACUAAUAAGGUUGUUGGGUGUAGAUUGCCAUGCUAGGCAUAGUCAGCCUCCUGAAUUGUGAAGAAAAGCCCCAAGGGCCCAAUAUCACAAAUGUAGUUGCCACUCUUCUUGUUGCAUGCUGGAACUGGAGAAAUCUUUCAGAGACUUCACAAGCUUUGGUUUCAGAACAUGGAAGAGGCAAGCAGAGACUCAGGCAGAAGAGCCAGGUGUGCUGGCUGGAUCUCCAGUGCCAAGAGGCUCCAUUCAGGCUGCCGAGGGACAGUCAUGCAGACAGCCUUGCUCCGUGCUGUAGUGUUACUUCCCAUGGAGAAGUGCAUCACUGUGCAGUAGUGGCAGUGUUAUGUUUGCACAGACAUAGCUUCCGACUAAGACCUCCACAGGCAGGCAUUCCCAUUGAUUAUUCUAAGGCAGGACAAAGUUCUGUGGCAUGGAGGCCAUAGGCCAGAGUAAGGAGAUUAAUACUAUGGUUUUGGGGGCUGGAGAGAUGGCUCAACGGUUGGGAGCGCUGACUGCUCUUCCAGAGGUCCUGAGUUCAAGUCCCAGCGGCCACAUGGUGGCUCACA
This is a messenger RNA of Grammomys surdaster, 2416 nucleotides long. RefSeq names its product N-acetyltransferase family 8 member 2-like. The transcript is spliced from 3 exons. The record is from RefSeq and is a predicted model, not a curated record. Gene Ontology annotation, molecular function: N-acetyltransferase activity. Lineage: Eukaryota; Metazoa; Chordata; Mammalia; Rodentia; Muridae. Bases 289 to 969 code for a protein of 226 amino acids.